This is a messenger RNA of Punctularia strigosozonata HHB-11173 SS5, 2505 nucleotides long. RefSeq lists its product as uncharacterized. Bases 1 to 2505 code for a protein of 834 amino acids. Lineage: Eukaryota; Fungi; Basidiomycota; Agaricomycetes; Corticiales; Punctulariaceae. The transcript has 5 exons. The record is from RefSeq and is a predicted model, not a curated record.
AUGGCGAAACACUCCCGCAAGAGGGCUCAGGCCAACGGCGCCGGCUCGUCUCGCACAUCCUCCACGGCCGGUGGUGGAUAUCGCUCCUACACGGUGCAUAAACAGAGCGCUGCACCCGCUAUCCUGCGCGACGCCGAUGCGACGCAGAAGAUGAUGGACUAUAUCGGCGACGGCGCUGCCGGAAAGCGCGGUCUGGCGCGCCUCGCGAGGACGUGUAAGGCGUUCUGCGAGCCCGCACUCAAUGCGCUCUGGAGAGAGCUGGACUCCCUCGUGCCGCUGAUCGGGCUCUUCCCGUCGACGCUCCUGCGAAGAGCCAAACGCCCGGGUUUGGGCCUGGCUAAGGAACCUGUUGAAGAAGACUGGAAAAAGGUGCUGGAAUACGGAGAACGUGUCGAAAGCGUUCGUUACGUCGAAAGCUUCAACAACGUCUCUCCCUCUAUAUUCCCAGUGAUCGAGGAAACGCGUCCCCGGGAGUACAUACUGCCGAACUUGAAGAGCCUCUCCUGGAGGGUUGACACUCCAGCCGGUCUAGAUCGCUCGCUACUCUUCAUCCACCCUCGCAUCGAAGCCGUCAAUCUCGACAUCGGCAUCCGAAUUACAAAGAUCGACGACUUUAUCGUCAAGAUGACCGAGCGCACGCGGCUGAAGGAGUUCUCGCUCGUCGCAACCGGCAGCACCGCCAACCUGCCGGACGGGUUCACCGAUAUGAUGCGCUCGCAGAUGAAGCUCCAGAAGCUGACUCUCUCAGUUCCGGGAACAGUGAGCAGCGCUGUUGGGAAAUGGAUCGCAUCCCUCCCGCACCUCCGGAGUCUGCAGCUUGAUCUCUCUGGCCGGCCGAACAGCGCCGUCGAGCAGUUCUUCUCCGAGAUGCAUGCCGUUCAGGUUGGCUCGGGUCUGUCGACGCCCGAGUCCGUCGGCGCCGAGAGCGGCGACGACGCCAGCGUUGACUUCAAGGAUAUCCGCAAGUCCGCCCUCCGCGUCGUGUCUUCUCCGCUUUACGCUAGAAAGAUUGGGCCGUACAGCCAGCUCCGCGAGCUCCAUCUCACCGGCUCCGCCGGCGGACUCGCAGUCUUCCUGCGCAAGCUGCCCAUGUGCGAGAUCGUCAACCUCGAGCUCGUCAUCGAGGACCCGCCAGAAAAGGGCGAGUGGCGCCAGCUGCUCAACUCGCUCUGCGGCAGGGUAGGGAACGCACUCCAGUCGCUUAAGUUUAGCGCCACGGGAGCUUCAAAGUUUCCAGAGCUUGUUCGUUCCACGUCUCGAGGAGACGUCGUGGGACCGACGAGGCGGCUUCCGCUAGAAGGGCUCACAACCCUCCCGCAGGUCCGACGCCUCGAAUUUGACCUUCCGACAUCGAUCAUAUUCACCGACGAAGACGUAGAGCGCCUAGCUAUCGCCUGUCCCGCCCUUGAACAGCUCAAGCUCUGUCCGACGGCUCGCUUCCCUCUAUCAGGGGAGGCUCCUGCUCUCACGCUAGAGGGUGUUGCCGCGCUGACCACGCACUGCUAUUACUUGCACACCUUGCAUGCCGUGAUCAAUGCCGCCGGCGCCAGCGAUGCCGUCCUUGCCUCGCGUUUUGUCUCCUCGAAAUCCCUGCUUCGCCUCCACUUUGGACACUCUUGGAUCACGGAUCCUCUGCAAGCGGCCAUUUGUCUCAGCCACAUCGCGCCGUACCUCGAAUCUCUGAGAUGGUUCCACGAAAAGAACCGGCCAGGUUACAUCGAGGUGCACGCUCAAGGCUGGCAGCAAACGUCGGACUUUUUGCCCCACCUUCAGAAACUCCGCCUCAUGGAACGGGACGCCGUCCCGGAGGACUUCGAGCUCGUUCCGGCCCGCGAAUUCGCCGAGAAGGCGGUCGAUGCGAGGCCCAUCACGGUCAACCAGGAGGUGUUCGCCGAGCCGGAGACCUUGAACGAAGGCGUCCAAUUCUGUCCAGCUUGUGUCGAAGAGGCGGUGCAAGCAGAAACCCCUCUGGAAUCCGUUUCGGUCCAAGCAGAGCCGACGCUGCAGUCCACUUACGUCGAUGCCACACUCAUUUUCUCUGAUAAAGAGAGCCAAGGCUCGCCUACGCUCACUCAUCGUUCGAUUGACCCGGAAUCACCCACCUUACCCAAGCCUGUUCUUCCUAUGACCGACGACUUGCCGACAGACAAGCUGAGCGAGGCGCAAUCGGAGACCACCAGCGACACAUCUAUGUCCUCGGACCCCGGGGAUGUCCGCCACCACCCAUCUUAUUUCCCUGUCUCGUCCAUCUUUCACAUAUUCGCUGCUAUGCGGGAGCUCUUCAUCGCGCCCCCGCUACUGCUCUCCCUAUGGUUGAUGAGCAGAUCGCUUGCCACUAUUGGCGCGACUCGCAUCUACACCACCCAAGAGGUCAUGCACGUAGACGAAGAAGAGGAGAAGGAGGGGCAUGACAGUGAAAAUCCCGCGGCCGAGGGGCCCCUCAAGGAGGCGACGGACGCUACGAUGGUGACUGCUUCGGAGGCAGUCUCGCCUGUGUGUCUCUGA